Sphaeramia orbicularis (orbiculate cardinalfish) is the source of this 3474-nucleotide messenger RNA. RefSeq names its product cadherin-10-like. Gene Ontology annotation, molecular function: calcium ion binding; beta-catenin binding; cadherin binding. The coding region runs from base 305 to 2650 and encodes 781 amino acids. The record is from RefSeq and is a predicted model, not a curated record. Gene Ontology annotation, cellular component: adherens junction; catenin complex; plasma membrane. NCBI's taxonomy places the organism in Eukaryota, Metazoa, Chordata, Actinopteri, Kurtiformes, Apogonidae. The transcript has 12 exons. Gene Ontology annotation, biological process: cell-cell adhesion mediated by cadherin; cell-cell junction assembly; synaptic membrane adhesion.
CACACACUUUUUUCCCGUACACAUUCGCACCAGCUGUGCCGUUGUCAGUCUUGGAAUGUAAGCACUGCCGCGAGGAGUCAGAUUCUCCGCCGCUAAGCACUGCUAAGGAGUAGGAACACAGCACCGUGCACUCACACACACAGAUGGAUGCUAAGCUGUGAAAAUCAGAAGGGAUCUGAAGGGCAUCAAAGAAAGGAAUACAAUGUCUGUUCUGAUGACACUGCCUUCCAGUGUUCAUCCAAUCACAAGCUCAUUACCAUAAUUCAGAAGUCAUCCAGGACAUUUCCCAAGUCGACUGGAUACCAUGAUAACCAACCGGGUUCUACUCCUCUUAAUGCUCCCUGUGCUGUGGCCCAGUACCAGUACCGCCCUGCCUUUCACACCUGGGAAUAUUGGGAAUCUGUUUGGGAUGCCAGAAAGUGACGGGAAGAUUCUUCAGCGAUCCAAGCGGGGAUGGAUGUGGAAUCAAUUCUUUCUGCUCGAGGAAUACGGAGGAAAUGACCAUCAAUACGUCGGCAAGCUGCACUCCAAUAUGGACAAAGGUGACGGAAAUGUGAAGUACGUCCUGACUGGAGACGGAGCCGGCACCUUGUUCCUGAUUGACGAAAAGUCUGGGGAUAUUCACGCCACCAAGAGACUGGAUAGGGAGGAGAAAGCUAUGUACACACUCCACGCCAAAGUUCUGGACAGGAACACCAACGCAGAGCUGGAGCCGGACACUGAGUUUAAUAUAAAGAUCCACGACAUUAAUGAUAACGCGCCGAGGUUUGCGAAGGAAGUCUACUUUGCAAGUGUUCCGGAAAUGUCAGAAGUUGGUACAUCUGUUGUCACUGUAACUGCCACUGAUGCCGAUGAUCAAACAUAUGGGAACAGCGCCAAGCUUGUGUAUAGCAUUCUACAGGGACAGCCGUAUUUCUCUGUGGAUUCUGAAAACGGCACUAUUAAGACCGCUCUGCCUGGCAUGGACAGGGAAGUCAAGGAGAACUAUCAGGUUGUAAUCCAAGCCAAAGACAUGGCUGGACAGAUGGGCGGGCUCUCAGGAACUACAACAGUCAGCAUCACCCUCACAGAUGUGAACGACAGCCCGCCGCGCUUCGCCAACCAUUCGUUCCGUGUGACCGCCGUGGAGUCGACAGAGAUCGGAGGCGCCAUCGGACGGAUCCGGGCUGACGAUCCGGAUAUCGGACGCAACGCCGAGAUGGAGUACACUAUCGUUGGAGGCCAUGACAUAUUCAAUAUCAUCACAGAUCAAACCACACAGGAGGGGGUCAUCAUAAUUAAAAAGGCGCUGGAUUAUGAAAGUAAGAGGGACUACGAGUUCAGAGUGGAGGUGAAAAACACCUACUUAGACGCCAGAUUCAUCCACGGUUUACAGUUUAAGGACUACGCCACGGUCAAGGUAACGGUAGAGGAUGUGGACGAGCCCCCCAUCUUUUCCAGAAACCCGUACAUCAUCGAGGUGCACGAGGACACGGCUGCCGGCAGCUUCGUCGGCGUGGUGUCGGCCAGGGAUCCAGACGCCGACAACAAGGCGGUCAAAUACUCCAUCGAUCGGCAUACGGAUCUGGAGAGGCUGUUCCACAUCGACUUGGUGAAUGGCACAAUAACAACACUGAAAUCACUCGACAGAGAAAUGUCCAAAUGGCACAACAUCUCAGUGGUGGCUACGGAAAUAAAUAACCCACGUCAGACAACUCGAGUGCCUGUUUUCAUCAAAGUUUUGGAUGUAAAUGACAACGCACCUGAAUUUGCAAUGUCCUACGACACCUUUGUUUGUGAGAAUGUCAAAGCAGGACAGCUUAUACAGACGAUAAGUGCCGUCGACACAGAUGAACCUCUCGUCGGACACAAGUUUGUGUUUAGUAUAAGUGCGAGCAACCCAAACUUCACUAUUGUCGACAAGGAAGAUAACACUGCCAAUAUCCUGACACGGAGGGGAGGAUUCAGCCGGCGUGAGAUGAGCAUGUACUUCCUGCCUGUAGUGAUCUCAGACAACGACUACCCCAUUCAGAGCAGCACUAGUACGCUGAUCGUGCGCGUCUGUGCUUGUGACAGCCGUGGAAACAUGCAGUCGUGUAACCCCGAGGUCCUACCGUUCUCAGAUGGUCUCACAACUGGAGCCCUGGUGGCCAUCUUGCUCUGUGUUAUUAUCCUCCUCAUGAUUGUGGUGCUGUUUGCUGCCCUGAGGAGACAGAGGAAGAAGGAGCCUCUGAUCAUCUCCAAAGAGGAUGUCAGAGACAACGUUGUCAGCUACAACGAUGAAGGGGGUGGAGAGGAGGACACUCAGGCCUUUGAUAUCGGCACGCUGCGUAACCCAGAGGUGAUGGAUGCUAACAAGCUACGCAGGGACAUCAUACCCGAAAUGCUGUUUCCCUUUCGGAGGACAUCACCUAUAAAGGAUAACACGGAUGUCAGAGACUUCAUUAAUGGGAGGCUUCAAGAGAACGACUCAGAUCCCACAGCGCCCCCCUAUGACUCCCUGGCCACGUACGCUUACGAGGGCAGUGGGUCGCUGGCGGAAUCCCUCAGUUCACUUGAAUCUGCCGCCACCGAAGGGGACCAGGAUUACGAUUACCUCAGCAACUGGGGACCACAGUUCAAAAAGCUGGCGGAAAUGUACAUAGGAAAAAGCCCCGACAGAGAAACCUAGACGCCGCCACGGGAGUCUUUACCAAGCCCAUUUUUUUCCCUUCUGUCUGUUCUAUCUAGCUAGCUAGCUAGCCAGACAGCAAUUUGUCUAGUUAGUUUUACUGGCCAGCUAGUUGGCUGUCUGUCUACCUAUCUAUCUAUCAAUCUAUCUAUUUGUUGAUCCGUCUAGUUUGCUAGCUUACCCCGCUAGUUGACUACUUGUCUAUUUGAUUCUCAUACAUAUUUGCGUGCUAGCACACAGCACAUACAUACAAACAAACAAACACACGCAAUCAUCACAGAAAACAAAUUCCUUCAAUCCAACGGUGGAUGUCGAGUAGGAAACGAAGACUUGAACUUCUCAUUUACAGAGAUACAGUAUAAUUCUCCAAGUUUUACUGUUUUUUGGUCAUAAUCAGUAAAGAUGCCUUUGACUUUUAGGAUUUUUUGUGAACAAUGGUGUGGAUAAUGUGUUUUGUAAUUGACCUGAGAGAUAGUAGUAUUGUAUACUAUCAAUGUUUAAUGGCACUGGACUGGGUGGGGUUAGGGAAGGAGUGAAGCGGCUUUUCAUGCCAACUCCAUUAAAUACCGUACAUGUACAAAGUGUUUUUAAUGAUGGACAUCCUAUAUACUAUUUGCUAUCUUUGUUUGACCAUGUGAAUGGUAGGUGCAGUUUAUUUGUCAAACUGUGAAUUCAUUUCAUCAUAUAGGUGUAAUAUGUAAUGGAAAGUGUAUGUUGUAGGAAAACUGUCAUACACUGGAUUCAUGCUGUUUGAAUGCGGAGUCAUAUUGUUUUAUAUUUAUAUUUUUAUACUUAUUUUCUUAAUAAAAUUGUGAAAAAAGCUA